GCCCGAGGGGACCCCUUUCGAGGACGGAACUUUCAAACUUACAAUAGAAUUCACAGAAGAAUAUCCGAAUAAGCCACCUACUGUUAGAUUUGUCUCUAAAAUGUUUCAUCCAAAUGUCUAUGCAGAUGGUAGUAUAUGUCUGGAUAUUCUUCAGAAUCGUUGGAGUCCCACUUACGAUGUCUCCUCCAUCUUAACAUCCAUACAG
This is a messenger RNA of Merops nubicus (carmine bee-eater), 205 nucleotides long. RefSeq names its product ubiquitin-conjugating enzyme E2 A. Gene Ontology annotation, molecular function: ubiquitin conjugating enzyme activity. NCBI's taxonomy places the organism in Eukaryota, Metazoa, Chordata, Aves, Coraciiformes, Meropidae. The transcript has 3 exons. The record is from RefSeq and is a predicted model, not a curated record. The annotation marks the transcript as partial. Gene Ontology annotation, biological process: DNA repair; protein polyubiquitination; proteasome-mediated ubiquitin-dependent protein catabolic process. Gene Ontology annotation, cellular component: HULC complex.